Messenger RNA from Uloborus diversus, 1187 nucleotides. Its product is annotated as histone H1.M6.2-like. Bases 133 to 399 code for a protein of 88 amino acids. Lineage: Eukaryota; Metazoa; Arthropoda; Arachnida; Araneae; Uloboridae. The transcript is spliced from 3 exons. The record is from RefSeq and is a predicted model, not a curated record.
AAGGGGAAAAAAAUCACAGUUGAAAAAAAAUUCAUAUUUUGCAACGGUUUCAUAGCGUUUUGUUUCAUCUCCAUUGAUUGAAAGGUUUAUUAUUUUGUUCUUUGGAGCAAUUGAAGUUAAUUGCGGUAAAAAAUGCCUCAAGGAUCUCGUGCGAAAGCAUCUAAAGCCUCUCCAAAGAAACCGAAGAUCACAAAAGUUUCCAAAAAGGGGAGCAGAGUCACAAAGAAGACUCCUAAAAAGACUGCAAAUGAAAGAAAGAAAUUACAAAAAGCUUUGGAAACAAGCAUAAAAACCGACAUUGAGAAUGAAAUAAGAACCAAAGCUGGUGGCUCUGGUGCAGCUGCCAAGAAAAAACCAGCAGCCAAACCAAAAGCCAAGGGCAAAGGGAAAAAGAAAUAAAGCAAAAUUUUAUGCACAUUCAUAUUGAGUCUUCAAUAUUUAUCUUGAUUUUAAAAUAUAUAUACAGUGAAACUUACAAAAGCCCAAGUGCCAUGCGGACUUGUGUCUUCAUUGAAAAAAAAUCCAUCUAAAGAGUAAUGUAAAAGAAAAUGUCACCUUAUUACUUCUUUAUCAAACGACAGUAUUACUGUAUAUAUAUUUCAAAAGAAAAAUCUUUUGCCUUUUUUUUUCAUAUGAGCAUCAUCAAAGGUUUUAAUUAAAUGCUCUCUCUUGUGUUUGAAUCACCUUAGUUGCUUUGUAUUGUGUUUUACAUGUUUGAAUCUCUUAGACCAUUUGUUUUCUGAAUGUACUGAGUGUAACUUACUCACAUUUUGAUUUCUUCAUACAUGAUAGUAAUUUAUGUAGCUUCACAUCAUAUGGUUUAGAAAGCAAGAAAUCUCUCACUUUUUCAUUACAAACGGACGUACUAGAUUUUGUAAAAAUAUUUUUGCGACAUUCUUCAAUGACUUUCAUUGCGUUUUUCAAGUUUCUCUGAUAUGCAAUUUUUACUCUUUCUUCAGGAUAUUCACUUUUAACUUCAUUUCUUUUUGCCGAUGAAUUAGGCAAAAUGACAAGUUUCGAAAUAGAUUGCAAAACUUGAUGACAAAAGGUUUCUUGCUUUCCAUGUUUUUGUACUUCAUCAUUUUGUUUCUUAAUGUUGAAAUAACCUAUGAUGGGGAAAAAAUAUAUUUGAUGAAGUUUUUCAAUUACCAUUGUCAUUUUACUGUUGGACAUCAAUAAAAUAAAUU